UGUACUCUAUAGGCUUUUCCAAUGGCUAGAGUUUACCCUCAAACAUCAACUUCUUCUUCUUUUUCUUCAACAAAUUCAUACAUGACUAUGAGAAAAGAAACAUUCACUUUAUGGAUGAAAUCUUUGGUCUACCAUGGAAAUGGCUGCACUGUUUUCGACUCAAAAGGCCAUAUUAUUUAUAGGAUUGACAAUUACAACAGAAAAUGUAGCAAAGAAGUCUAUCUCAUGGAUUUACAAGGCAAAGUUCUCUUCUCCAUACGACAAAAGAAACUUCAAGUUUUUGGACAUUGGAAUGGCUAUAAAUGGAGCAAUGAUAAUUUGAUUGAGAUACCUUGGUUCCAAGUAAAGAGAAAUGGUUAUUUCCUAUGGGGAGAUUACUUAAACUAUGAUGUUACUUUAUUAGGAUUUGAUGAAGCUGAAACAAACUGCUAUAAGAUUGUAGGUUUACAAGGCAAAUCAGAAUUCAAGAUUGUCAGCAGAGAAAACAAACUUAUUGCCGAGGUAAAACAAAAACAAUCAUCUUGUGGAGUUCAAUUUGGAGAUGAUGUGUUAAGUUUGGUGGUAGAACCUAAUGUUGAUCAUUCAUUAGUAAUGGCUCUUGUGACUGUUUAUGGCUUGAUACAACAAAGACUAUGAGUGUUCCUUUUUAUUUUCAUUUUCAGUUUUUUAUUUUUAUACGAAAAUUGCCACGCAACGGGAUUUUAAAUUAGUCGAGUUAGUGAGUUUCAGAUAUCGACAGAAAUAAGAUAGAAAUUUUUUGGCAAGUUUUCAUAGGCUAGAAGAGCACUUUGUACCUCAAAAUGUUUUGUUUCAGAGUGAUAGUUGAGAUAGUUUAAAGUGUACAAAUAUACCCAAAAACAUAGAUAGUUUAAAGUGCACAAAUGUAUUAUCGAGCUAAUGUACAAUCGAGUAAUAUCAUUUCAAG
Nicotiana tabacum (common tobacco) is the source of this 925-nucleotide messenger RNA. RefSeq names its product protein LURP-one-related 11-like. The record is from RefSeq and is a predicted model, not a curated record. Lineage: Eukaryota; Viridiplantae; Streptophyta; Magnoliopsida; Solanales; Solanaceae.